This is a messenger RNA of Trichoderma atroviride IMI 206040, 1425 nucleotides long. RefSeq lists its product as uncharacterized. Gene Ontology annotation, molecular function: 4-hydroxy-tetrahydrodipicolinate synthase activity; hydrolase activity. Lineage: Eukaryota; Fungi; Ascomycota; Sordariomycetes; Hypocreales; Hypocreaceae. The record is from RefSeq and is a predicted model, not a curated record.
CUCCUUUUUCUGCCCUUCUCUCGUGACUCUUACCAUUACCACCAUCUUGGCUGCCAAUUCUCUCUCCUUGCCAAUCAGCUAAACAAAGAGCAACAACGCCAAUCCAAUCCCUCCACAUCGCCUCCCUCUCCCAUAUACACCGACAUCUCCAACAUCUCCAUCACCAAAAAUGUCCUCCCCCGAAGACCGCCUCGUCCUCCCCAUCAUCGACUCCCACAUCCACAUCUACCCCGAGUCCGAAGUCCCCAACCUCGCCUGGGCCACCCCCGACCACCCGCUCGCCGGCCAAUUCUCCCUCGACCAGUACAAGCGCGCCACCCGCACCGCCCCGUCCCUGCUGGGCUUCAUCUUCGUCGAGACGGACCGCAAGCACGACCUUGCCGCAAUCGCCUCUGGCGGCGCCGAGGCCGAGGCCGGCUGGGAGGGCCCCCUGAAGGAAGUCCGCUGGCUGAAGCGCGUCGCCCUCGGCACGCCCCUCGACGGGGAGGGCCACGCUCCAGAGGACAAGUCGCUAUGCCUGGCCAUUGUGCCGUGGGCGCCCGUCAUUUGCGGCGCCGAGAUCCUGGAGCGCUACAUUGCCAGAGUCGAGGAGGAGGCCGGUGAGGCUUGGCCCAAGAUCAAGGGGUUUAGGUACCUCCUUCAGGACAAGCCGCACGGCACGAUGCUCGAGGACAAGUUCAUCGAGGGGCUCAAGUACCUGGGCAAGCGAGGCUUCGUCUUCGAAGUGGCCAUUGACCAGCACCGCCGCGGCAGGAAGCAGCUGGAAGAGACGGUCGAGAUGAUUGGGCGGGCACACGAAGGCGUUCCAGACGAGGAAAAGGUCACAUUCAUCAUCAACCACCUCUGCAAACCCGACCUCACCGUCUACAACGUCUCCUCCGACCCCUCCUUCACCGCCUGGCGCACCGCCAUCUUCUCCCUCGGCAAAUGCUCCCGCACCUACAUGAAGCUCUCCGGCGGCUUCGCCGAAAUGACCCCCGCCCUGCGCGAACAAGACCCUUCGCACAUCUUCCAGUCCACGCUCUCCUGGCUGGGCGUCGUGCUCGCCACCUUUGGCCCCAGCCGCAUCAUGUUUGCCAGCGACUGGCCCGUGUGCACCGUCGGCUUCGACUCAAAGGACCACAAUGAGGAAAUGGACGAGGUGGACGAGGCCUGGCCCAAGUGGAAGGAGGUUGUCGAGAAGAUGUGCUACAUGGGCUCGCUGAGCGAUGAAGAGCGGGCCAUGAUUUUUGGGGGCACGGCCAAGGAGGCGUAUAAACUGUGAGGGCGAUGAAUUGGGAGUUUUUCGUUUUCCGUUUGUUUUUUUCUUUCUUCUUAUCUAAUGAGAUGCAUGAAUGAACCUCUUUUAUCUAGUUAUACACAAAAUAAUGGCAUGUAUAUUGAAGAAACAAAAUCUCUGAAUUCAAAGCAAUCAUCAUUCACAAC